Molecule: messenger RNA, 903 nt
Organism: Postia placenta MAD-698-R-SB12
Lineage: Eukaryota; Fungi; Basidiomycota; Agaricomycetes; Polyporales; Adustoporiaceae
Exons: 1
Coding region: 1-903 (300 amino acids)
Cellular component (GO): mitochondrion
Source: RefSeq, a predicted model, not a curated record
AUGAUAGUGCGCGAGCUAUGCCAACGGACAUAUUACCGGUCAUUACAGAUCGUGACAAAGCGUAAUGCUGUCAUAUCUGCAACACACAAGGGUGUCGCAUUCGAAAAGCGAUCGCUGGCCCUCUUAGAGGAGCAUCUGUCCAUGUCGCUCAGGCGUAUAGGCGGCAAGGACGACGGCGGCAUCGACCUCCUUGGGUGGUGGUGGCUUCCUAUAAUCCAAAACAAUCCUGCAAGCGCAGGGCGCACUCAGAUUGACGACACACAUAACGGCCAGGUUCCUUCUGCCUCGGACGCACCCCGCGCGCGCCUACGCAUCCUCGCGCAAUGCAAGGACGAGAAGAAGAAGACGACGCCGAAGUACCUCCGCGAGCUCGAAGGCGUUCUCUACCGCUAUUUGGCCCACGUUCACGCCUCAGCCCCUACCACGCAGUCAGAUUGCGCCUCUGAUGCAGAACCAAAUGCGGACUGGCUCACUUCGGUCGACCCCGUUGUGGGGCUGCUCAUCUCCUCCGCGCCAUUCACGAAAGCUUCAUUGUUACGCGCUCAUUCAUCCCCGCUGCCGCUAAUGCUCUUGCACAUUCCUCCUAACCCUACAAACGACAGCUCCUCUUCGAGCGUGGCUGCCAACCCCGAGCUGCCACACAAAUUAUCCUAUGAGUCGAGCAGCGACGAGCCUUCUUCCGAAAGUAACACGGAGGCUCCAGAUGGCAUCAUCGGAUCAUUGGUCUUCAAUGCAGCUCUCGGCGGUGCAUCAGGGUUGCUGCAGGGCCAUGUGCAACCCCGGUGGGAGUAUGCUGCAAUCUCUACGAGUCUCGGCAGUGGGCGACCUGGGCUGUGGUUCGAAGGACGGCGGCUGCAAAGCUGGACACCCGAACGGCAGAUGUCACCCCUGGCAGUCACUUGA